UAGAAAGUAACUGCUGCCUGUCAAAGCCGGGUGACAGCGUCUCGGUCCAGAUCUGGACUCGGGGACGCAGCACUGCACUCACCGACGCAGCACUGGAGCUUCCAUGCACACCACCUGUUCGACGAAACGCGUCUGACGGUCUGAGCUCUGCCCACCAUGGCGGCGGCGGCGGACAACCGGAGAACGGUUCGCGCUCGCGUCCCACGCGCGCCGGAGAGGAUCGGCGCCCUCCCCGACGACGUCCUCCGCCGCAUCAUGUCCCAGCUGAGCUCACGCGAGGCCGUGCACACAUGCUUCCUGGCGCGGCGCUGGCGCAACCUCUGGCGGGAGGUGCCCAUCAUCAACGCGACUUUCGAGGACUUCGAAGACAGCGCCGCUGCCCAUGACAGAACCGAGCGUGAGGCGAUGUUCAAGAAGUUCGUCACCCGUUUCCUGCUGCUACGCAGCCGCGUUGGGCUGGACGAGUUCCGGCUGGACUACAGCCUGGCGGGUGGCACCGAGGACCUCAGCGCUGGCUCCGCCGACGCCAACCUGUGGAUCUUCCAUGCGUUACGGUGGAAUGCUCUGGCCGUCAAGGUUCUCAGCCGGGAACAUCAACUGGAGCUCGACCCUGCGGUAUUCACUUCGAGCUUCUUGAGGAGGCUGCAUAUUUCCAGUGCUAGAUUGGUCCCAGGUUUCUUUGAUCAGCUCCAACAUGGCUGCCCGGCACUGGAAUAUCUGUUCCUAUCCGAUUGCCUCGUGAUGGACCAUGAGAUUUUCUCCAACACGGUGAAGGUUCUCAUCCUCGCUGAGGAAGUUAUGUUCUCAUGUGAUCACGAUGACCCAGUUUCUAUCUCUGCUGCAAGUGCCAUUUCUGUCUCCAUCGAGUGUGAUCUUUCGGUGGCCAGGCUACCUACACUGAAGAACAUGGCAUCCCUAGAGACUGCAUCAGUAUUGCUUUCGGGACAUGUCAAAGCUUGUGAUGCUGAUGAUAUCAGGCAGUUUCUGGGUGGCCUGUCUCAUGUUGCUACUUUGGACUUCCGUUAUAAGGAUGCAAAGCUGACCAUGGAAAAGAAUAUCCGAUGGUGUCCGACAUUCAGAAAUCUUAUAAACCUGACCGUUGAUACAUCGUGUGUCCAUGCGGACUUCUUUGCACUGAUAGUCUUCCUUCAGAACUCACCCUGUCUGAAGAAUCUCACUCUCAAACUAGACCAGGCGUGUGUGUAUGUGAUCUCUGGUGAGCUGGAAGACAGAUCAUUUACAUGUGAGCAGCUUGAGAUUGUUGAAAUCAUAUGUUCAGAGACAAAUGAGCUGCUACCCAGGGUGACUCAGUUUUUGCGUGCUAGUGGCAUCGGGGCCGAUCAGAUGCGCAUCACUCACAAGAACUAAGUCCUAUGCAAGGCAUCCUGUCAUACACCUCGCAAGCAAACAUGAUGUCCUCUUAUGUCUACAUUGUCUCGCUCUAGACAUACAUGCAUGAUUGCCUGUUCGGAUUGAUCUUGGAUUGGUCCAAUGACGCAUAUUUUCUUGAAACUGUUAGUAUUUUAGAUCACUGCAUUGUAACUUCUUUAUAGAUGAGUGAUGUUAAGAUGUAUGCCUGCCAUGCUACAGAAAACAUGCCCUUGCCUUUUCGAUUGUUUUGAAACAAAAAUGUUUCCGGCCAUGUCAUGUCAUCUUUGUUGAAUUUGAUAUUCAAUCAUUAUACCCUUCA
Lolium perenne is the source of this 1690-nucleotide messenger RNA. Its product is annotated as F-box/FBD/LRR-repeat protein At1g78750. The record is from RefSeq and is a predicted model, not a curated record. NCBI's taxonomy places the organism in Eukaryota, Viridiplantae, Streptophyta, Magnoliopsida, Poales, Poaceae. Gene Ontology annotation, molecular function: protein binding.